Messenger RNA from Pyrus x bretschneideri (Chinese white pear), 2002 nucleotides. RefSeq lists its product as uncharacterized. Bases 865 to 1845 code for a protein of 326 amino acids. The transcript is spliced from 2 exons. NCBI's taxonomy places the organism in Eukaryota, Viridiplantae, Streptophyta, Magnoliopsida, Rosales, Rosaceae. The record is from RefSeq and is a predicted model, not a curated record.
ACCCUUUGACCUUUUCAGAUUUCGUAGGAUCCACAAACCCUCUGCCUUAUCCCUCGGUUGUAGAUGAUUUUCGGGCUAUUUUCAGCCCCCUUGGAGAUGGCCUAAGCCACUAGCAUCAGCGACGGUCCUCUCCCAUCGUCAUCGCUGCACAAUCACCGGCAACGGUCCACUACCACUAGGCACCAACCACAGUCCUCUCCCACCAGGCCACCACCAUCGGCCACGGUCGUCUCCCACCACAGAUCAGAGCCUUCAGCACCACCAUCAGCCACCUUCCCUCGCCGGAACUCAUGGCUCCUUCAUCGUUGUAAAAUCUGGAUCUCACGUAAGAGUAGAAAACCGUGAAAACAAGAGCACCCAACCCCACGAGCCAUCGUCCUCUCCGUAUGAAAAUCAAGGAACCCAUAUUUUUGGAUUACCAGAUUGGGCUUCUGGAAAUGGAAUCUUCCACCACAGUUAGAUUGCCAUGAUUUUUUAAGAUAUGAAAAUGAAAGUGUUUGUCUGAUUGUGUGCUAUGGCGAGGAAGAGGGUGAGUGUUUGGCUACGGGAAUAAAGGACAUUUGGUUAAGUGUUUGGAAGAUUUAAAAAAGGACAGGUGUCGUUAUUUUAUUAUUCGUUGUACUGUUGGUUGAUUUGUUUUUUUUUUUCUGAAGGCUGAGGCAUCCCACGCUCCGGAAGGCAAUAUGAAUCCCUAAUCGGAGCGGGAGCGGCAGCGGCCGCCUUCAAUUUCUUCUGAUUUUCCCUGAAAAUAAAAUAAAAUAAAAUACUAAAAAUUCUUGCUGUGGAGUUAGAAUCUAUGGAUCGAGGUCAUGGCGUUCGGCUGCAAAGGAUAUACAGACCCAUUGUGCCGUCACGACAGCCCCUAUGAUCUUGAUUUCUGCUGAUGCAGAGAAAGAUGAGUGGCAUUUAUACAAUCCGGUGGAUGACAAGGUUCUUAAAACCCAAUUGAAUUUGCGAAGGCAACGAUUCUGUGGGUCGUCAAAAGGAUGGUUAAUUGUUGUGGAUGAGAAACGUGUUGUGUCGCUGAUAAAUCCAUUCCUUUUUGGUGUUGGAGGGAGAAGAGAUCAUGAAAAGUCAAUAAUUCGCCUUCCUCCGGUAAGCCCUGCAGAUUUGAAUCAGCUUCAUCAUGGAUUUUUUUUGGUCUACGAGGCUACAAUUUCAGAAGAUCCAAUACUAAAUGCCGACAACUGCAUUGUUAUGGUCAUGUUUGCGAAAUUGGCUUUUAUUCGACUUAACAAAGACAGUAAUUGGACUUAUUUCCCUGAAACGGAAACGGUUGAGCGAAGAAGGUUUUUUAUCGUUCAAGUUCUUAAAGUUGAAGACAGAUUCUAUCUUGUUGAUCAUUUCCGUCAACUCUAUUCUUUUGAUGUUACUACUCAGUCUGUGUCACCUGUGAAAAAAGUGGUUUUUCGCGAAUAUGUGCUCGAUGUGGACUAUAUGCGCAAGGAAUAUCUUGUGGUUUGUAAUGAGAAAACAAUACUGAUGGUUCGAAGGUACAUGGCGCGUUAUGACUAUCAUGGGACAAAGACAAAAAGAUUCAAAGUCUCUGAACUAAAUAUCAGCAAGGGUGAGUGGACGGAGAAGAACACUUUAGGUGACGUUGCUUUGUUUCUGGGAAAAAGCUCUUCAAUAUCUGUUUGUGCUUCAGAGUCGGGAUAUCGAGCAAAUUGCAUAUACUUCAUUCAUGAUCAUCCUGCGUUUGGACCAAGUAGAGCUUUUGAUUAUGGCAUCUACAGCGUCGAGGAACGGAGGCUUUUAGAAAAUCCGUUCCACAGAGAUGCUGGGACUCUGAUGAGCAAGACCGAUGUACCUCCGAUAUGGAUUCUACCGACAUAUAAUUUGUAGAGUACUAUGCUUUGGUUUUGUUUGAGAUAUGGAUCUGGGACAUAUAUUAUGGGGUUCCCUCAUGGUCCUGCAAGCCUAUGAAUAUAUACUAUGUUGAAGUUGAUGUGAUACAAUGAGUUUCUUGGGUACCUGGUAAUAUGAAUCAGUCUUCUACUCA